AUGGCUCGACGACAUUUCUCUUUUGCAAUUCUUCUCAUAGGUCUUGCUCUAGCCGGUGGAGCUCAUGCUGCCGGUUCAUCUUCACCUUCUCCACCGGCGACAUCGUCAAAUACCACAGAAAAAUCUCCUGCCACGACUCUCGACGGGUUUAACUCAACGACGAGCGGUCAAGAUUACUCGGACUACGAAGUCCCGAUGGAUCUAGCGCCGGAUGGAGUUGAAGUCGUGGAAGAUUACGUGCCAAUUACCGUAAACGAAAGUAACGAUGAAGACGCUUUAGCUCAACCUGAAGGUGACUCAGAUAAGAACACAAAUCAGCCUAAGGACUCAGAUUCUUCUUCUUCUUCUUCUUCUUCUUCUUCUUAUUCUUCCUCCUUCGCCGUCUUUAUUGUUGCUGCGGCUGGAUUGUUUUUGUUUUGA
This is a messenger RNA of Camelina sativa (false flax), 420 nucleotides long. RefSeq lists its product as uncharacterized. NCBI's taxonomy places the organism in Eukaryota, Viridiplantae, Streptophyta, Magnoliopsida, Brassicales, Brassicaceae. The record is from RefSeq and is a predicted model, not a curated record.